AUGCUUGAGAUAGAAUGGAUAGCUGGAAAUAGCGAACUGGAAACGCGAGCGAUUGAUUUUCUUCAAGAACGGAAUGAGAUUGACCGGACUCGAAAUGCAGUUAUUGGGUUUAAGGAAACCUAUGGAUUUUUGCUCAAACCCCAGAUUGCGGCUGCCCGAGAGGAAAUAGUGGAAACCCUUAAUUAA
This is a messenger RNA of Talaromyces stipitatus ATCC 10500, 186 nucleotides long. RefSeq lists its product as uncharacterized. Lineage: Eukaryota; Fungi; Ascomycota; Eurotiomycetes; Eurotiales; Trichocomaceae. The record is from RefSeq and is a predicted model, not a curated record. The transcript has 2 exons. The coding region runs from base 1 to 186 and encodes 61 amino acids.